UCUCUCUCUCUCUCUCUCUCCCUCCUCUCUCUUUCAGGACCUCCUGGUCCCGCUGGCAGGCCUGGACUCCCGGGGGUCAAGGGCCAACCAGGCGAGAAGGGUGCCCCUGGGGACGCCGGUAUGUCCAUCAUCGGCCCCCGAGGCCCCCCGGGCCAGCCGGGCACGCGAGGCUUUCCUGGGUUUCCGGGUCCCAUCGGGCUUGAUGGCAAACCGGGCCAGCCCGGGCCGAAAGGGGAGAUGGGCCCGACAGGUCCCCGAGGACAGCAGGGACCUCAAGGACAAAAAGGAGAAAAGGGUCAAUGUGGAGAGUACCCACAUCGGCUGCUGCCUCUGCUCAAUUCAGUGCGACUGGCUCCACCCCCAGUCAUAAAAAGGCGGACCUUCCAGGGUGAGCAGGGCCAGGCCGGCAUCCAGGGCCCACCAGGGCCACCGGGCCCCCCCGGACCAAGUGGACCUCUGGGGCAUCCAGGACUGCCAGGGCCCAUGGGGCCACCUGGCUUACCCGGGCCUCCGGGACCGAAGGGAGACCCAGGGAUCCAGGGCUACCAUGGCCGGAAGGGAGAACGGGGCAUGCCAGGGAUGCCGGGCAAGCACGGAGCCAAGGGAGCUCCGGGCAUCGCCGUGGCUGGGAUGAAGGGUGAGCCGGGGAGCCCAGGAGCCAAGGGUGAGAAGGGGGCUGCAGGUCCCCCCGGGCUCCUGGGACAGAAAGGAGAGAAAGGCGAUGCUGGCAACGCCAUUGGAGGAGGCAGGGGGGAUCCUGGCCCCCCAGGGCUCCCUGGCCCUCCGGGGCCAAAGGGAGAAGCAGGUGUCAUUGGCCAAACCGGCCCCCCAGGACAGCAAGGAGAAAAGGGCUCCAAGGGUGAGCCGGGGAAAGGAGAGCUGGUGGAUUACAAUGGCAACAUCAGCGAGGCCCUCCAGGAGAUCCGCACAUUGGCCUUGAUGGGCCCUCCUGGUCUUCCCGGGCAGAUCGGCCCACCCGGAGCUCCAGGAACCCCAGGCCAGAAGGGGGAGAUCGGACUGCCGGGCCCUCCGGGACUUGAUGGAGAGAAGGGACCUCGUGGCAAAUCAGGAGACAUGGGCCCCCCUGGUCCCCAGGGACCCCCGGGAAAGGAUGGACCUCCGGGAACAAAGGGAGACAACGGGCCCCCAGGGAACCCAGGAGAGAAGGGGGAGAAAGGGGAGACGGGCCCGGCAGGCUCACCGGGUCUAGACGGCCCCACCGGGGAGAAAGGAGAACCAGGUGACCAGGGGAGGCCUGGAGCAACAGGACCGCCCGGCCCCAUCGGGCUCCCGGGAUUUACAGGAGAGAAAGGACAAGCCGGGGAGAAGGGUGACCCGGGAGCAGAGGUUCCUGGGCCACCAGGGCCAGAGGGGCCCCCGGGACCUCCGGGGCUUCAAGGUGUUCCUGGACCAAAGGGAGAAGCAGGACUGGACGGAGCAAAAGGAGAGAAGGGCGUCCAGGGAGAGAAAGGAGACCGGGGGCCUCUGGGACUGCCUGGAGCGUCAGGUUUGGACGGCAGGCCUGGGCCACCGGGCACUCCAGGACCAAUUGGAGUUCCAGGCCCGGCGGGACCAAAGGGCGAGAGGGGCAGCAAAGGAGACCCUGGGGUGACAGGACCAACAGGAGCAGCAGGACUUCCUGGCUUACACGGACCACCCGGGGACAAAGGAAGCCGGGGGGAGAGGGGGAAGAAAGGCUCUAGAGGGCCUAAAGGGGAUAAGGGAGACCAAGGAGCGCCUGGACUAGAUGCCCCCUGUCCAUUGGGUGAAGACGGCCUACCUGUCCAGGGCUGCUGGAACAAGUGACGCCUCUAACCGUGGAUUGGCCUGUGUGUGUGUUUGUACAUAGAAUAUUUAUUUUUAUACAGUUUUCACUUUUUGAAAAUGCCAGAAGUACGAUGCAUCUUACAGAUUAUUAAAAAAAAGAAAAACUGCAUAUUUUGUACAGAAAAUGCAACCUCUUUCCUUUUGUUUACAAGAUGUUUUGUACGAGUCUCUAAUACAUUUUUUGUGAGUACAGCUGGAA
This is a messenger RNA of Oryctolagus cuniculus (rabbit), 2026 nucleotides long. The record is from RefSeq and is a predicted model, not a curated record. Lineage: Eukaryota; Metazoa; Chordata; Mammalia; Lagomorpha; Leporidae.